CCGGAAGUGAACGUCGGCCUCUUCGUCACCACGUUCAAAAUGAAACUUUUGAUUUUGAUUGUCGCUGUUUUUGCUGGCGUUAUUGCCGAUGACGACCAUGGUAGUAAUGCAGUUGUGUUCACAAGGGAAACCUUUAGUGAUGCUGUAACAAGUACACCUCACUUUGUCAUGUUCUACGCACCAUGGUGUGGUCACUGUAAGAGAUUGGCACCAACAUGGGAUGAACUUGCUAAGAAGUUCAAUGAGGAAGCCAGCAUUAUUAUAGGCAAGGUUGAUUGUACUAUUGAAACAGCGUUGUGCUCAGACCAGGGAGUUCAGGGAUAUCCCACACUGAAGUUCUUCAACAAAGCAACUGAAGGAGUGAAGUACAAGGGACAAAGACAGAUUCCUGAGUUUGAAAAGUUUAUGAAAGAGUCAUUAAAAGCCUCUGCUGAGAAAAAGGAGGCUGAGGUCCCCGUUGCUACAGAUGAGGCACCUCCAGCAGUACCUGAAGCUAAACAUGGUCUCUAUGAGCUCACAACUGACACAUUCAAGUCCCAUAUAGAAACUGGCUAUCACUUUGUCAAGUUCUAUGCCCCCUGGUGUGGACACUGCAAGACCCUUGCUCCUGUGUGGGACCAGCUUGCUGAGACAUUCGAACAUGUAGAAGAUGUCACAAUAGCAAAGGUUGACUGUACCCAGCAUGGCAGUGUAUGUCAAGGUCAAGGGGUAAGAGGCUACCCAACUCUCAUCUUCUUCCAAAAUGGGCAAAUGAAGGAGAAGUUUGGAGGUCCAAGAAACCAUGAAGAGUUGAAGAGGUUUGUCUCCAAGAUGAAGGAAGCUGGAGAACAACAGGAACAGGCCACAGAGGGAAAAAUACCUGAACCAGUAGAAAGGAAUGAUGAACCUCAGCCUCAAGUGAAGGUGCUGACAAGUGACAACUUUGACGACUCUGUUUCAUCUGGCUUGUCAUUCGUCAAGUUUUAUGCACCUUGGUGUGGUCACUGUAAGAGACUUGCUCCAACAUGGGAUGAGUUGUCCAAGAAGUUUAGCAAUAACAACAAUGUGAAUGUUGCCAAAGUUGACUGCACAGAACACAAACAACUCUGCAAAAAAUAUGAUGUGGGAGGCUACCCUACACUGCUUCUCUUCAAGGCUGGUGUGAAGAUAGAUGAAUACCACGGGAGUAGAGACUUGGAGGCCCUCGAUACAUUUGUUAGGGACAAUUUACCUCAUGAUGAGCUAUAAAGAUCAAGCCUUAGUGUUGAAUACUCCAACUUCAUGACAUCACCACAAUAUCAAUGCCCUCCAAUGGUUACAAACAUAAAGUGCCCUAUUCAAAGGUGAAAUGCCCUCAUACUUACUUGGAGAGGGAUGUUA
This is a messenger RNA of Owenia fusiformis, 1359 nucleotides long. The record is from the annotation of a GenBank genome assembly. NCBI's taxonomy places the organism in Eukaryota, Metazoa, Annelida, Polychaeta, Sabellida, Oweniidae.